Messenger RNA from Mercurialis annua (annual mercury), 2728 nucleotides. Its product is annotated as TPR repeat-containing thioredoxin TTL1-like. Lineage: Eukaryota; Viridiplantae; Streptophyta; Magnoliopsida; Malpighiales; Euphorbiaceae. The transcript is spliced from 7 exons. Gene Ontology annotation, molecular function: protein binding. Bases 201 to 2192 code for a protein of 663 amino acids. The record is from RefSeq and is a predicted model, not a curated record. Gene Ontology annotation, cellular component: cytoplasm.
GAAGCAGAGCAGUAAUAAAUAAUCCAUUUUUUUACUCAUUCUUUGCUUCUUCCUUUUAUAUAUCACGAGAUCCCCAUCCCCAUCUCUUUUUCUUUUUCUUCUUCUUCCUCUCUCUCAUGUCUUCUCCAUUACACAUUUCUUUGAGCUCAUUUCAAACUAAUCAGCAAAAUUAGCCGUUUCAUUUUUUCGUUGUAAGCAAAAUGUCGAAGCCAAUUGAAGAAACGGAUGCGCUAACAGAUCAAAUUCGUGACUCGCUCUGUGUUAACAAGCCCGAUUUCCGUGAACUCGAUCUCGGCUCACCCGUUUCACCGCUGCGACCCACCGCCACUACAACUACAACUACCACUACCACCAGUUCCAGUUCUAGUUCAUCCGGAUCCGCAUCCGCCGCCCGGAUUGGCUCUAACCCACUUCCCAAAGCUAGCCACUCCGGUGACAUUUCUUACUAUACCGAAACUAGCCCUCUUAAAAACCCCAAACCCACUUCCAGAUCCGACCCGUUGAUAUACUCCGGUACCGGAAAUCAGAGUUCAGUAAACUCCCCGUCUCCAGUGAAUGUAUUACCCAGUGGGAAUAUCUGCCCGUCUGGAAAGAUCUUGAAACCAGGGCUGGUAACGAGUCAUCGGAGUUCAAAGAGUGAUGUUUUGGGGUCGGGCAUGGGUCAUUACGGGCACGGGAGUAUAAUGCGACGAGGAGGAAGCGUAAGACAUGGGAAUUUGGAUGUAGGAAAUUCGGGUUAUUAUAGUAGCUGUGGUGGGAGUAGCGUGGAUCCGGAGGAAUUGAAACGGGCAGGAAAUGAAAUGCACCAGAAGGGUCAUUUUGGGGAGGCAUUGGGGUUCUAUGAUAAAGCCAUUGCUUUGGCUCCUGGUAAUGCAGCUUACAGGUAUAAUCGGGCCGCGGCUUUGAUGGGUUUGGGGAGAUUAGCGGAGGCUGUGAGAGAGUGUGAGGAGGCUGUCAAGUUGGAUCCUCAUUAUUGGAGGGCGCAUCACAGAUUAGGCUCUUUGUUUAUUAGGUUAGGUCAUGUUGAGAAUGCAAGGAGGCACUUAAGCUUUGCAGGGCAUCAUCAAGAUGAGUUUGAAUUGCAGAAAUUGCAAGUUGUAGAGAAGCAUCUAAACACAUGUUCAGAUGCCCGAAAAUUUAAUGACUGGAAAAAAGCAUUACGGGAAGCUGACGCUGCAAUCAGUGCUGGUGCUGACUAUUCUCCGCAGCUCUUUAUGUGUAGAGCUGAAGCCCUUCUGAAGCUCCAUCAACUCAAGGAUGCUGAAACUUGCCUUACAAACAUGCCAAAGUUAGAACUGCAUACCGGCUCAUUCUCGCAGAGUAGAUUUUUUGGGAUGCUUUCUGAAGCAUAUUUUUUCUUAGUUCGAGCGCAGAUGGAGAUGGCCUUAGGAAGGUUUGAAAGUGCACUUUCAGCUGCUGAGAAAGCUGGCCAGAUUGAUCCGAGAAAUGUUGAAGUAGCUGUUCUGCUUAAGAAUGUGAAACUGGUGUCUAGAGCUCGUUCUCGCGGCAAUGAUCUCUUCAGAUCUGAAAGAUAUACUGAAGCUUGCUCUGCAUAUGGAGAAGGCCUCAGGCUUGAUCCUUGGAAUUCUGUGCUCUAUUGCAACAGAGCUGCUUGCUGGUUUAAGCUGGGAUCCUGGGAUAAGUCUAUUGAUGACUGCAACCAAGCAUUGUGCAUCCAACCUAAUUACACUAAAGCCCUUCUUCGAAGAGCUGCCUCGAAUAGUAAGCUAGAAAAGUGGAGUGACGCAGUUAGAGAUUAUGAGGUUCUGAGAAGGGAACUUCCAGAUGACAAUGAAGUUGCCGAAUCUUUAUUUCAUGCUCAAGUUGCAUUGAAGAAGUCCCGCGGAGAAGAAGUCUAUAACAUGAAGUUCGGUGGUGAAGUGGAGGAAAUUGUCGGGCUUGAGCAGUUCAAAGCUGCCCUGUCUUUACCGGGUGUAUCUGUAGUUCAUUUUAAAUCAUCCUCUAAUUUGCAUUGCAAACAAAUAUCUCCAUUUCUGGAUACACUAUGCAGCCGCUAUCCAUCAAUAAAUUUUCUCCAGGUGGAUAUUGAAGAGAACUCAGCAGUUGCAAGUGCCGAAAAUGUGAGGACUGUACCGACGUUCAAGAUAUACAAGAAUGGGAACCGAGUUAAGGAGAUUGUCUGCCCAAGUCGCGAAAUGUUGGAACACUCGGUGAGGCAUUACAGUUCAUGAAAAUGACGAGUCUACUUGUACCACUACCAUCCAGUUUUCGCAUAUCCUUGUUGCGCCUCCCACUAAGUUUAAGGGAUUACCGGAUACCUGUCACAUAAAACCCCGAGAGCUACACAAUAAUCCAUUAGCCGGAGCCGGAGGAACCCAGAGAGAUAGCUUAGCCAUUUUAAUUUUUUUAUUCAUUCCUCAUUACACACUCUGGCUCCAUCUUCUUAUUCCCCUCCCAUUUUUUAAUGCUUUUUUAGCACUUCUUUUUCAUUUGUUGUAGGCCAGCCUCCCCCACUUUCACUCAUAGAAAAUAUUGAGAUGUACAAUUCACACACUGAGUUGGUUGUAGUAGAGAGAUAGAAGAGGAUGAUAUUGUACAAUGUAUAUACAUGUGAUAUAUACAGAAAACAGACUUGGAGGGAGCUGGGUGUCUGCUUGGUGGGUACUUAUGGGUUAGUGGAUUCAAAUUACAAAAUCAUCUUCUCAGAAUUGUUGUUUCUUUCUUCAACCAUUUCAUUCCAUCAAUAAAAAAAAUUCACAUUUUUUCA